AUUCCAAGCCAGGCAGGAAAUGUGUCGAGCCCUGCUGAUCUAAGAUAUCGAGAAGACUUGCUCCUUCCUGGGCGACUCAUUGAAGAUGCCGGAAAUGUAAGAGUUGGUAGGGCUUUGCAAAAGGUGAUUAAGCCUUCAAGACUCCUUGAGUUAAGGCAACUAUUCCCUGGGGAGAAGUUUCUGUUAAAUCACGGAGACAAAUGCACCGACAUGGUACUGGAACAAGAUGCAAGUGGUGAAGAUGCAUUGAGAGGUUGGCUAGUCGCUGCCUAUGCGGCGCAAAACAUGAAUGCCUCUGAUGAGCUUCGUGUCGGUACCCUGCAAGAAGCCUAUGAGAAAAUGAAUGGUGUGUUCCCGGUGUUCUUACAAGAACUGCAGAACAAAGGGUGGCACACGGAUCGUUUUCUGGAUGGAAACGGGAGCCGCUUCGCAUUUUAGCGUUCCUAUAAAUCCGAGACUACGUAGGUAUUUUCAUCUAUUCUGUGACACUAGAUGCAUACAAAAAAUGGUUUUGAUUAGUUCUUUGAUGUUAGUCAUUUGAAACUUGAAAGUAGCCAUCAUUGUAUUCUGUAGCGACAUAUCAUUCAUCCACCAUUGGAUGGGGCAUGGGGCUCCACUUAAACUAGGACACGCGCCCCAUUCAAUAAUAGAUCGGUGAUAUGCCGGUGUGGAUUAUGAUGAUGAUUAUGUUAUAGAAACAUUUUUUAUUUAACUAACUAUUACAUGACAUGUUACACCCUUGCUUUCCGUGUGCUUUAAGGAAAACAUGACGGAUCAUAAAUUGAUUAAGAAUGAGAAUCAAUAAGAUUAGAAUAAUGAAUGCAAUAAACAUUUUACA
Molecule: messenger RNA, 838 nt
Organism: Arachis ipaensis
Lineage: Eukaryota; Viridiplantae; Streptophyta; Magnoliopsida; Fabales; Fabaceae
Source: RefSeq, a predicted model, not a curated record